CAAGAAAUGGAGAUGAAGGAGCUUGAGUUUGUUCCGUCCCUAGAAGAGACGGCGAUGAAGAUCAAGCAAAUUAAAAUCCUUGCCAAGGAAUUCUUCGGUGCACCGAAAUGCAGCACUGAAGGAGGCGACCUGAGUAUCCUAGAGAGGUGGUUCACGGAGCUGGGCGUCGGGUGGGUUCUCCACGUCGCUGAUGGUGCACCUGCAGGGGAAUUCGCGCAUGCUCUUGAUGCAUCCAGCUGGAUCCCCGCUCUCAGCAAAAUCGUAGAUACCUACCGUCUCACGUCGGGGCUCCUUCCCGGCCACGGCCCCGCGGAGGAAGAAGAGCCUGCUAGGGAGAGUGGGGAACAAAAUAUGGCGGAACAAUUGCAGUUUGCAAGAUUUUUCCAACAAGCCAUGUUGAAGAUGCUCAGUUUUGUUGACUUCAUUGUUGCUCCAAAUCUUACUCGUCAAGUAGUUUUUGUUGCCGAUGGGGUGCCGGUGCCGGUGCCGGCACCAUGCGAGAAGCUCUACACCCUGCUACGUGUACGUCAGACUCUGUCUAAGAUCCAGUUGCCAUUCUAUUCAUCAUCCUCUGCAGAAGUUGAAAGGAUACAGGGCGAGAUAGUCAACGUCCUAUCAGCAAAGGAGGGCAAGGUGGGCGAGGCCAUAUGGAGCGCAAUGGAGGAGAUUAGAACUCAGAUCCUGGAAUCACUGGAGGAUGGCCAAGGCUCAUCCGGUACUCAAACCCCACAGGGAUCAUCUGAUAUUGACAAGGCCACCACGUCCGUUAUGAUGUACGUAAUGUUUCUGCAGCGUAAGUACUGGUUAAUGGCACCAAUUGUAUCCGAAGCGGCUAGCGUCGAUAAGUACGUUCCUCGGUUUGGAGCAGUACAACCUUUGAUAAGCCUGGAAUUGGAGAUGGUGUCUUGUCUAGAAGAAAAGCUUGCCAACAAGUCAGAAGCAUUCCCAGAUCAAGGUCUCAGGUAGACCUCGCUGGCAAAGUCGAGGGUUAUAUGAAGAGGUAUAUACAGGUAUCAUGGUCACCGGUGUUGUCAUGCUUGAUCAAUCCUACACCUAGUUGCUUGGGGAAAAACAACUCUCCCCUGCCUAAGUUUGAGUCAGAAUUUCAGAAGAUAUACACUACCCAAAAGUUGUGGAAGGUCCCCCGAUCCUAGUCUGAGGAUUUGGCUGCGCGUAGCUAUCACAGUUGAAGUCAUUCCAUGCUACACGAGGUACCUAGCGGAUUACUACGGAAAUGCUCACCUGACAUUCAGUCCCUCGUACCUAGAAGAGAUAUUGCAAGAGCUAUUCGAAGGCUGAUGAAUUCGCAAACAAAAAACAAACACUAUUUGAAGGUUGAAUGACAGCGCCACACUAGACAAGUCUACGUAUCUAGUUGUGUUUUCUUCUUUGUAGAUUUUGGGAUGGAAUGUUAACAUUAUUGCUUCUCAACUUGUGAGUGAAGCAUCUAAAAAGCUGAAGCGUUAUAAAAACUUCUUGUGGCCACUUGUAUUUUGUUUAUCGUUUCUGAAUAAAUAUGGAAUGGCACAGAGCUGUCUAUAGUGUACAUUCUGCAUUGCAGGUUUGUAUUAGCAAAACAGAGAUAUCUAUAUGCUCUUCUUUCUCUUAA
Messenger RNA from Panicum virgatum (switchgrass), 1609 nucleotides. RefSeq lists its product as uncharacterized. The coding region runs from base 7 to 966 and encodes 319 amino acids. The transcript has 2 exons. Lineage: Eukaryota; Viridiplantae; Streptophyta; Magnoliopsida; Poales; Poaceae. The record is from RefSeq and is a predicted model, not a curated record. Gene Ontology annotation, biological process: exocytosis. Gene Ontology annotation, cellular component: exocyst.